UGCUGGAAUGCUCGGCGGCGUCGGCCGCAGCAGGCGGCGCGGCCGCGCGCCGCCAGUGCUCCCCUCCAGCUCCGCCGCAGACCGCACCGAGCGCUCUAUCUCCUGCUGGUAUUGUGACUGCAAAAUAUAUUCCUUCAAUGACAUCAUAUUUAAUAUAGGAAGGAGAUAUGCUGGAUACAUGAGGGCAUGGUUUUCUGCAGGAGUUUAUUUCUCUGUUGUUGCUUUAAUUGGAAUAUCAGUGGUGCUACUGUGGGACUCAAUUGGUGCAAUUUGUUUCACUGGUAGAUCUUUUAGUACCUGGUUACAAAAUUUAUUGGCUUCCAGCUUCGGCAUAUCGAUAAUAGACAUCACAGCAAUCAUAGUGUCAACAGUUCUAUCCAUUGCUUUUCACGAAUUUGGACAUGCUGUUGCAGCUGCAAGCGAGGGCAUACAGAUUGAGUAUAUUGCCGUAUUCGUAGCUGCACUUUUUCCUGGGGCAUUAGUUGCUCUGAAUUGUGAUCAGCUGCAAAACUUACCUCCUUUUUCGAUGCUUCGCAUUUAUUGCGCAGGAAUUUGGCAUAAUGUUAUGUUAUGUGCAGUAUGUUUUAUCAUGACAUUAUUACUACCUCUGCUGCUUAAUCCUCUCUAUGUGAGUGGUGAUGGUCUUAUGAUUACAGGAGUCCCAGAAACAUCUCCUCUGUCAGAAUACUUGUCUGCUCAUGAUUUUAUCCUUUCUGUGGAUGGACUGAACAUAACAAGACCUGACGAAUGGAUGGAAAUGCUUGCUCAGGACAAUGUAGAAAAAGUAAGCAGCCAUGAUCUCCUUGAAAGCUACGAGAGCUAUGGCACCUCUGGUUCUAGAAAGGGUUACUGUGUUCCCAACUCAUGGAUAGAUGCAAGCAAGAAUCUCUGGCAAAUAAAUGACAAGCUAUCUUGCCCAGAUGAUCUGAUGACCUUCCAACAAAUGAGUGGGAAAGGCAUUGACAAGAAGGAAGCUGAAGACAAAUAUUGCUUGAUUGCAAAAGAUGUCGUUAAGCUUAAAAAAUGUGGAAAUGGAUGGUGGGAGGCCAAAGAUGAUAGAAGCAACUUUGCCUGUUUGGAGGACGAAUACUGUUCGAUGCCUGUUCUGGGCCCAGGAAUUUCAUGGAUAGAGAUCUCCUAUGCCAGACCAUAUUCUUUGGAGUGCUUACGGACAGAAGGAAAUUCAUCAUUGCUGCAUGGUGUAAAUAGUAACCCUGGACUGAGUCCUUGCCAGGGAACCUUUGUUUACGCGGGUCAUCUUUUAUCAGCAGCACGUUCUAUCAAGUUAUCCUCCUACCGACCUCGAUGGCCACACUUGCUUUUCAUUGCAGAUGUUCCACGUAUUUUGGAAAAUGGUUUAGGUUGUUUAUUGCGUGUGUCUGCGGCGUUGGCUGCAGUUAAUUGCUUACCGGUAUACUUUCUUGAUGGGGAAGCGAUUUUGGAGACUAUGUUAGGCUACUUUGCUUGGGUUACUCGAAGAAAGCAGUGCAAAAUUCUUAAGUUUUGCCGCUUUUUUUGGACUAUCCUAUCCAUUAUUUUGUUCUCAAGGACCCUAUAUUCCAUGACACUAUAUUAUGAUUUUAUAUAACUUGAUAUGGAAACGUCUCCCUAAAUUACUUGAUA
Oryza brachyantha (malo sina) is the source of this 1623-nucleotide messenger RNA. RefSeq names its product membrane-bound transcription factor site-2 protease homolog. Gene Ontology annotation, cellular component: cytoplasm; membrane. Gene Ontology annotation, biological process: membrane protein intracellular domain proteolysis; regulation of response to endoplasmic reticulum stress. The record is from RefSeq and is a predicted model, not a curated record. The transcript is spliced from 10 exons. Bases 8 to 1588 code for a protein of 526 amino acids. Gene Ontology annotation, molecular function: metalloendopeptidase activity; protein binding. NCBI's taxonomy places the organism in Eukaryota, Viridiplantae, Streptophyta, Magnoliopsida, Poales, Poaceae.